Durotheca rogersii is the source of this 1293-nucleotide messenger RNA. Its product is annotated as glycoside hydrolase family 93 protein. The record is from RefSeq and is a predicted model, not a curated record. The transcript has a single exon. NCBI's taxonomy places the organism in Eukaryota, Fungi, Ascomycota, Sordariomycetes, Xylariales, Xylariaceae. The coding region runs from base 1 to 1293 and encodes 430 amino acids.
AUGUCCGGACGACUCACCCAGAAGAUCUUGGGCCAUCUCGGCGUCGGCCUGCACCGUGACGGCAGCGAUGCCGGCGGAAGCCAUCAACCCUCGCAUCCACACCAACCGCAGCCAUACUCGGUUUCGGUCCCGCCAUCCUCGCCCCCGUCGUCGUCAACCCACCCGCCGCCGCUACCACCAACAACCGCCCCCGACCGGCUGGAAAUCCUGGCCGAGGAGACACUCCUUCACCCUGCAGGCGGGACCUACCCGCGGAUGUGCCGCCUCUCGGACGGAAGUCUGUUGUGCGUGACUACCGGCUUCCUAGGUCACGGCGAGCGUGUGCUGCAAGUCUCUCGCAGCACCGACAACGGGCGCACCUUCGUGCCCCACGGCGAGAUCGCCCGCGGGUCGGGCGACGUCGACAACGGCUUCCUGCUCGAAGUCCCCCCCUCGGCAGGAUCCGACCAGCCGCCCGUCGUCCUGGCCGCCUUCCGCAACCACGACCGCGGGCCCGGUCCGAAGGGUCACCCCACGCACUUCCGCAUCACCGUCUGCCGCAGCACCGACGGGGGCCGCACCUGGCGCUUCGCGUCGCAGGCCUUCGAGCAGAGCGCCGCCGCGAGCCGCGGCCUCGGCGUCUGGGAGCCCUUCUUGCGCCUCGGCCCCGACGCGGCCCCGACGGACUCCGGCGGCUACCCCGAGGUGCAGCUUACGUUCUCGCGCGAGCUCGCCCACAACGACCAGGAAACCUUCCGCGUGGAGUCGCGCGACGCGGGCGCCACCUGGUCCGCGCCGCCGCGGUGUCUGCAGUGCCACGGGCUCGGCGAGAACCUGCGGGACGGCAUGCAGGGAAUCGUGGCGGCGCGAGACGGCAGCGACGGGCGCGAGGCGCUGGUCGUCGUGUUCGAGACGACACGCCACGGCACCUUCAGCGUCGAGUACGCGGUGUCGUACGACGGGGGGCGGACCUGGCCCUCGCGCGACGAGGUAUACCGGCCGCGGCCCGGGCGCAACGCGGGGGCGCCGCAGAUCGAACGCGUGGGCGAUAGGGACGGCAGCUCGCGCAUGGUGGUCGUAUUCAUGACGGACGAGGACACGGACGCGCCGUCGUGGCCGCGGAAGGCGGCGGUCAAGGCGGCGUUCGCGGGGGGCCUGCGCGGCGGCCGGAUCGCCUGGAGCGCGCCGAGGCUGGUGCACGAGGCGCCCGCGUCCUGGCCCGGCGUCGCGAGCACGGGGCCCGACGAAGUGAUGGCCGUGUACGAGCACGGCGGCCGGCCGAUGGGCAAACGCCUGCGGUGGGCGUUCCCCUAA